GUGGGAGACUGCCGCUGGCCGAUCGCACGCCGCGACAUUUGGCGACGUUUAAAAUAACAUGUGACAGGCGAGUGACGUCCGCCCGCAACGCUCCGCACUGCCGCAAAUAACAAGACUUUACAACUCACGAUGGACCUCAGCGAGGACACCAUCAAGGCGGAGGUCAGCAACUUCGUUUCCAGUCUGCAGCGGCUGCUGCCCAAAAAGAAAGACAUUAUCAUACUCGAGCCCGCAAAGCCGAACCAGACGCGGCUGAGCGAGGUGCACGCGGAGACUAAGAACGUGUUCCCCAAGUGUUUCGUCGGCGCCCGACUGGUCGUGCUGCGACAGGUGCUCGACAAAGUGAAGCUCUUGCAGGAGUACAACUACGGGAAGACGAGGGAGACGUACCAGAUCUACAAGCGAUAUCUCAACAAGGAAGUGGAGUCUAAGUUCAUCGGUGACGGGCUCGUGGUGGACGCCAGUGGGUCGGCCACGGCCACAUACACGGAGCGCAUGGACGGCGCCUGCACGCUACGCCUAACCUCCAGGAUUCGCGACCUGGUGGCCUCCGAGACCGAGGUGGAGCUGGAGCGCGAAGGAGAGCGCUCGGUCGCAUCUUUCACAUUCAAGAUGAAUGACAUGGAGCCAAACACUCUGCGCACCGUGUCGCAAUGGAUGUACCAUCUUCGGCCCGAGCUCAGUGUGGGCAGCGAGCUUAGCUUCAAGCCGCUCGCGUGUCCCGCGCUGCCGGAGCUGUCGCUUAGUGCGCGUUACCGCGGUCCCUCCUACUGCGUGUCCUCGACGGUUACCAAGCAGGGCUUCCAGGUGUGCCUUUUCAAGAGGCUGGCGGAGGGCCUGCGUCUGGCGGGCGUUGUGACGGAGGGGCGCGCAGCGGCGCCGCUGACUGCCGCGGUAGCUCUGCACAAGUCGUAUGAGGGUUGUGAGCUGCGCGUGUUCGUGGACAGCCAGCGCUGUGGCGGGUUCACACUGCAGAAGGAGGUAUGCGUGCGCGACGCGCAAGAGGAGGAGCGCGUGUUGCGGCUGGUGGGCAGCGCGCUAAUCGACGGCCAGCGCCGGCUGCGGCUCGGCUUCGGAUUCAACUUAAAUUUUUAAAUUUUAAAUAGAAAUCCAAUUUGAAAUAGAAAUUUUAGUCAUCGGGUAUGGGAUGAGUAGAAUGUAAAGUUUUUGUAGCUUUAUUUUUUGUAAAUAAGUAUACAUAAUUUAGUUAUGGUUUUAUGGUAAACGUUUGACCUGUUUUAUAUGUUGAUUAAAUUUAGACUACUUGUCGCUUUUAAUUCUA
Molecule: messenger RNA, 1282 nt
Organism: Papilio polytes (common Mormon)
Lineage: Eukaryota; Metazoa; Arthropoda; Insecta; Lepidoptera; Papilionidae
Product: mitochondrial import receptor subunit TOM40 homolog
Exons: 1
Coding region: 130-1095 (321 amino acids)
Biological process (GO): protein import into mitochondrial matrix
Cellular component (GO): mitochondrial outer membrane; mitochondrial outer membrane translocase complex
Molecular function (GO): transmembrane protein transporter activity
Source: RefSeq, a predicted model, not a curated record